AUGUCUGGCGACACAUCGACAUCCUUGCCUGAACCGGUACAACAGACGCUUCGCCGCCACGCGAGCGCAAUCCACUAUGCCCUCCGCCACCUCCCCCCGAAGGCCACCACUCCACGGGAUGUUUUGCAGCGGUGGGAAGACGGCUUGAAGAGUGCGGUGCAGGCAAUCAGUGAGAUAUAUCCCGACCAUCACGCGAAUAUCACCAUUCUGCCGAAGCUUGUACUCGGCGCGCUAUACGAGUACGACUACGCCGGCUUCGUGGCCGAACAAGGUGUGCCAUACGUUCCCAAUCCUUGGAACGUCCGGGCGUUCGGGAAGGAGGAUCCCCGGGAGGAAGGCUUUCCCUUCAGCUACCCCAUUUCCGGCGAUGACGACUGGAAGAUCGGCUUCGUGCCCCUGAAGGACCUACAAGAUGGUUGGGUUUUCGAAUGGAAAAGCGGAAAGGAGACGCGAGAUGCUGCCGUCCUCGACUCACAAUUGGGUUGCAGUGGGGACGAUAUCAAGGAUGCGCCGCCGCCAUCUGCUGCGGAGCAGCUGGAGAAGCGUCGACGGGCGAAGGGGAAAUCCGUGGCACGGUCCCCACAACCCAGUGGCUCAGGUGGAGACGACGGUAGCCACGUCCAGGAUGUCGUCAAGCGGGGACGCACCCCUGGGCGUGAUGGCCAGGCGAAAAGGCCUGCGCGUGCCCAGCAGUUGGACUACGUGUCUCCCCCCGACACCAACAAGAAGCGCAAACGGCGUGGUGCAGAGAGCGACGUUCCUAUCAGCCAAUUCAAGACAUACUACCCGCUGGCGACGCUGCCGCAGGAUAUGAAAUGCGGCCCCUGCAAGCGGCAUGGAACACAUGUCAGUUUUGGCCUCUGGGGGCACGGCAUAUGUUGCGCCAGGGAUCCGGAAUGGAACCCCAACGACAGGAACAAGCCGAAGGGGCGGCUCUACAACGACAGCGAUGACGAGGAGGGCUUUUUUGAAACCGAAGAAGAAUGGCUGGAGCAGCUGCGUAAAGCGAACGAACCGCAGGGCGAAAAUGCUGGUAUGGAAGACAUUGCGCAGCCGCCGCGCCCUCGCAAACGGGCGCGAAUCCGCAGCCCGGAUGUGGAGAGCGAAGAAGAUAUGGAGGCGGAGAGCGCGCUGCCAGGACCCUCCGUAGCAAGGUACAACAUUCCAUCUCGAGUCCCAGGACGCGAUUUCUUCGCGAUUCCAGAGUCCACCCUGCCCUCUGUCGACGGGCACAAGCGUUGGGAAGGCAGAGCAGCAUCGCGGCCAGCGACCAUGGCCGACUUGGAGGCGAUUCGCACUGAGAUUGCCAACAACAGCGAGCUGGUGCGACGCACACUUGCACAGAACCAGGGGCUUCAAGAGGACGUUGCCGCGUUGACUGCCAGAGUCCUAGAGCUAGAGCAAGUCAACCAUACACUGAUGACGGCGCCGACGCUUCUCUCGCCUUUCGUGUUCGAUGCGACGGCGGACUUCAACGAACCGCCCCCCUCCACCCCCAUUUUAUGA
Molecule: messenger RNA, 1506 nt
Organism: Epithele typhae
Lineage: Eukaryota; Fungi; Basidiomycota; Agaricomycetes; Polyporales; Epitheliaceae
Exons: 12
Coding region: 1-1506 (501 amino acids)
Source: RefSeq, a predicted model, not a curated record